Messenger RNA from Clonostachys rhizophaga, 1686 nucleotides. The record is from the annotation of a GenBank genome assembly. NCBI's taxonomy places the organism in Eukaryota, Fungi, Ascomycota, Sordariomycetes, Hypocreales, Bionectriaceae.
AUGGAUAAUCUCAACCUGGAACUUACCGCGGCAGCCGGCUUAGGCUUCCUCGCCCAUUGGGCGUACUUUAUACAUGGGGAGAGAGAUUUACAAGCUGCAAAUAUUGCCCGAGUGCAUCUACUUUUUGCAUUUAUAAUCCCGUAUAUCAUGAACUCUUUCUUGAAGAUUCCAAUCAAAGAGGCAAUCUAUGAGAGCAUCAAGAUUGACGCUGCCUAUGCGGCUGCCCUUUUCAGCAGCAUCAUCACCUAUCGUUUACUCUUCUCUCCUCUCAGGAACAUCCCGGGUCCAUUGGGCAUGAAACUGAGCAAGCUCACGCAUGUUGUGGAUCAAGCCUAUUACCGCAAUUGUGAAAGGUUGCACGAGCUUCAGAAGAAGUACGGCGACGUUGUUCGGACUGGACCUAAUGAGGUGACGCUUUUCGGCUGGCAUGCGUAUCAGAUGGUCCAUGGCUCCGACUCAACUUGCGGUCGUUCAGCAUACUACGACAUCCUGCACCCUAUGGUCUCUCUCGAUACGGUGCGAGAUCCAUUGAUCCACGCCCAUCGGCGGAAGGUCUGGGAUUUCGCCUUCAGCAUCCGAUCCAAACUCACCAGCAUAGCCAUGGAAAAUGUUGAGCCUCUCAUUUAUGAGCAUACCGAUAAGCUCAUGGCGCAGCUCCAUCGACGCAAGGGAUCAAGCCUGAACAUCUGCCAAUGGCUUGAGUAUUACACCUUUGACGCAAUGGGCAAGUUCGGACUCUCGGUUGAUUUCGAUAAUCUCUCGGGAGAAGAACAUCCCAUCAUGUCGCUGUACCACAUCGCCCAUCGGCGACUGGGCCCCCUUGCUGCCGCGCCAUGGGUCAAGCAUCUUCUGAUGGGCAUUCCAUUCAUCGAACGCAUGAAGUAUUACCGCAUGUUCUUCAAGUGGGCCCAUGAAGAGCUAGACAAGAAUAUCGAGGCAAGCAUACAAAAUGAGAAGGCAUUUGCAAUGGCUGCAAACAGCAAAGAGGAGCGUGCUGAUGUUAUCGGCUACGUGAUUCGCGACGCCAUCCAGAACGGAGGAGUCCAAAAGAACUGGAACUUUGUUCUCGGUGAUUUCAUCCUCGUCAUCGUCGCGGGGAGUGACCCUGUCCGCCAGGUGCUUGCCAACAUUCUGUACUACCUCAUCCUUAAUCCUCAUCACCUUGUGCAGCUCCGCCAAGAGCUGGGCCAGAUCAGCCUACGCGACUACAGGGCUCUUCAUAAGGCCUCUCACUUCAACGCCUGCCUCUAUGAGACCAUGCGCUUGAACCCGCCUGUCCCUUCGUCCGGCUUGCGCAUGGCACCCAAAGGCGGGUUGAACUUCCAGGGAGUACACAUUGCCGAGGGAACAACAAUCUGCACCCCGCAACACAGCAUGCUCAGAGGCGUAGACGAGCGCAACUACGUUGAUGCUGAGAAAUGGAAUCCCGACCGCUUCAACACGAAGCCGGAGCUCAUCUUAAACAAGCAAGCCUUUACCCCGUGGAGUAUCGGGAAAAUGUCCUGCCUUGGCAAGAACCUAAGCCUGAUGGAAAUCCGGGUGGCUGCGGCCCAGCUGAUCAUGGAAUUUGACUUUGAGUUCGCCCCUGGCGAGGACGGCACGAAGAUGUUUACUGAGGCCAUUGACUAUUUCACCACAACCCCUGGGCCCCUUAAUCUUGUCUUUAAAUCGAGGGCUGCAUCAUAG